CCAUGUUCAUUCAGGCCCCGGCGUUCGGGGGCCCCCUCAAAAACAGGGAGCUCCACCUUUGCCUAACGCUUUGGGAGCGCGGGGUGGCGCGGGGCGGCGCUACAGCCCCAAGGCCCCGGGGCGGGGCGGGCACGUGGUGCGCGGCCCCGGCGAUAAAGAGCGCGGUUGGGAGCGCGGCGCGGAGCGGCGGAGGUGGACGAGCGGCGUCUGGAGAAAUCAACUUCUCAGUCAUUGGUCGGUAUGUGGAUUAUCUUGUAGAAGAACAGGGAGUGAAGAAUAUCUUUGUGAAUGGCACGACAGGAGAAGGCCUGUCCCUGAGCAUCUCAGAGCGCUGCCGGGUCGCGGAGGAGUGGGUGACAGAAGGGAGGAACAAGUUGGAUCAGAUAGUAAUUCACGUGGGAGCACUGAGCUUGAAGGAGUCACAAGAACUGGCCCAACAUGCAGCAAAAAUAGGAGCCGAUGGCAUCGCUGUCAUUGCACCUUUCUUUCUCAAGCCAUGGAACAAAGAUGUCCUGAUUAACUUCCUAAAGGAGGUGGCCGCUGCUGCCCCUGCACUGCCGUUUUACUACUAUCACAUUCCUGCCUUGACAGGGGUAAAGAUUCGUGCUGAGGAGUUGUUGGAUGGAAUUCAGGAUAAGAUCCCCACCUUCCAAGGGCUGAAAUUCAGUGACACAGAUCUCUUAGACUUCGGGCAAUGUGUUGAUCAGAAUCGCCAGCAACAGUUUGCUUUCCUUUUUGGGGUGGAUGAGCAACUGUUGAGUGCUCUGGUGAUGGGAGCAACUGGAGCAGUGGGCAGUACCUAUAACUACCUGGGAAAAAAGACAAACCAGAUGUUGGAGGCUUUUGAACGGAAGGACUUCUCCUCGGCCCUGAACCAUCAGUUUUGUAUUCAGAGAUUUAUCAACUUUGUGGUCAAACUAGGUUUUGGAGUGUCGCAGACCAAAGCCAUCAUGACUCUUGUCUCUGGGAUUCCAAUGGGCCCACCCCGGCUUCCACUACAGAAAGCCUCUAGGGAGUUUACUGAUAAUGCAGAAGCUAAACUGAAAAGCCUAGAUUUCCUUUCUUUCACUGAUUUAAAGGAUGGAAACUUGGAAGCUUGUAGCUAGUGCCUCUCUAUCAAAUCAGGGUGUGUACGUUGAGAUAUAAUCCACUUUGAAUACUGCAUUCAUUUCUCAAAAACUUUUUAGAUGAGUUUGAACUAAACUUUCCUAGCAAAUGAAAUCUUGCAUCAAUCAACAGGUAUUUAAAUACCUACUAUGAUCUUUUAAAAGUUUUAAUUUAUGAAGGGGCAAAAACUCUAAAAGGAGUUAUGAGCCCUAAGUCAUUCAAUAUGUCACAGAAUUUUGGUGGAGAAGUUUUUGCAUAAAUGGAUAAUAUGGAAUCAAGAGGAAAAUUGUAAUUGAUUAAUUCCAUCUGCCUUUGGGAGCUCCCAUUAUCUUGAUUUCUGGUUGUUAAUCCUAUUUUAAAGUUUUCUAAUUUUAAACCACCAUAAUGUACUUUCAUUUUAAUAAAUAUUCAUUUGGAAUCUGGGA
Messenger RNA from Delphinapterus leucas (beluga whale), 1532 nucleotides. It is a transcript of the gene NPL, whose product is annotated as N-acetylneuraminate pyruvate lyase. The record is from RefSeq and is a predicted model, not a curated record. Gene Ontology annotation, biological process: carbohydrate metabolic process. Gene Ontology annotation, molecular function: N-acetylneuraminate lyase activity. Lineage: Eukaryota; Metazoa; Chordata; Mammalia; Artiodactyla; Monodontidae.